Molecule: messenger RNA, 2553 nt
Organism: Babesia microti strain RI
Lineage: Eukaryota; Apicomplexa; Aconoidasida; Piroplasmida; Babesiidae
Exons: 1
Coding region: 1-2553 (850 amino acids)
Source: RefSeq, a predicted model, not a curated record
AUGAGUAUAAAAUUCAACACAUUAUGUUCACUCAUCAAAAAACUGCAAAUUAACACAAAAAAUGACAUUAAACGUUUGGAACGAGUGGUUCCUAGUGUAAUAAAUGCGAUAGAGGAACACCCAGCUCACACAUCGCUACUGCUCUAUCACUUAUCUAAGGCAACUAGUCUUUAUAGAAUUGAUUACGAUUGUAAAACAUGUAAGGGCCUUUGCAAAAUAACAUUCCAAGUCCUAUCUCCACAUACUUUUGAAGCAUUGGAUCGUUUGAGCCCCAAAGCUUUGGCACAAAUCCUUAAAAUAUAUUCCAAUUGUCGAAACGAUACCAAAAUAACCGAUCAAAUCCAACUCAGAUUGUGCUUUUUCAUGUUAUCUUGUCUAAAAUUUCCUGUAAAGUAUUUUAAUACUUUCAAUUCUUGGGCUAGCGAAUAUAGAUUAUCUGCCAGUGAUUAUUUGAAUUUAAAAAAUUCGGCACUUGAUCAGUCAAAAUUUUACCUUCCAUUGGUGGUUCACGAUGUUGCAGAUCUUAUACAAUCAUUGUUUCAGUUUUUGUGUCAUUCCAAAUCUAAUACCACAGGAGUUUAUAAGCAUCAAGUUUGUCAAUUUGAAUUCAAAACCAAAUUGGUGUUGGAUGUAUCACUGGAAUAUAUUGGUAAAUUACUGCAAUAUGAUCUUACAGGGAAAGAUAUACAUGGGAUCACGCGUAUAUUUUAUUACUACAAUGAACUACAUUAUUUCGGUGACGAUGUAAGGGAGCUGUGGAUGUUGUGUAUGGAUAAUUUCUUGAACUCCAUGAAUAUGUACGACAUAUGUACAAUGUUACAUGCUAUACGCAGUCCUUUGGACAAAUAUACGCGUUUGAUUCAAUUAUUAGAGGGUAGAUUGAGUGAAUUGCUUUCAGUGGAAUGCUAUUUAAAGAGCAUCAGCAUGAUUUUAAACGCCUUGUUCAAAUGCAACAUAAGAAACUCAUACAUAGCACACAUUGCACACUCGCAGAUUACAAAAUUGCUAAAUUGCAGCACAAAAGUUGUGGAACUGAUGCAAGUGAUUAAAAUGCUAAAGCUCUUUGAUGUAAAUGUGAGCCAUAUGAUAUCAUUGUUACACAAACAGACAUCCAAUUGCGGUAACUUGUUUCAGUUAUUUGAUGUACAUGACCUCACAAUUAUUCUCAAGUGGUAUAAUUUGAACAGUUUAGACUCUGAACAUAUUGUUGAAGCUGUGUUAUCAGUCAAUAAUUUGAAGGAUUUUGCUGGUGUCUCUAAAUUUGACAAUCUAUACCACUUUGCAGUUCAGCUCUAUGAAUCAUCAUUGUUGAAUGAUCGUCUGGUGGAUGUUUUAUCUAAAUCUCUCGAAUCUACCUAUGUAAAUUGCGUUAGAGGCGUUAGAUUUGAUAAGUUGGUUAGAUUGUAUGAAAUAUUUCAAGUAAAAUUGCCAUGUGGUUCUAAUCAUUGGAUAGAAGAUGUAAUUUUUGAAAUAAUAAAAACAGGUAGCUUGAUUGAAAUUUUAAAAACGCCACUGGACCAGUAUCCCAAAUUUGUCAAUGCAUUAAAGAGAAGGAUUGAAACAGAUUCAUCAAUUUCUAACGAUGUGGGUCUUAACUUGAUAAUUAAAUUAUGUAACAAUGGUGCAUUGCAUAACCUUUCUCUGCUGCCAAUUGAUUGUAUAAUUAAACAAUGUAAUGUGGAACAGUUAUCUUGUCUUCUAAAAUAUAUACCCAAGAAAGUCCUACCGAUAUUGGAUAUAAAAUCAGCAAUAAAUAACACCAAGCAUGGUCCUAGUAACAAGAACUUGGCCCUUUGCAUUUAUAAGUGCAUAUUGAAUGGAAUUAGAGAUGAAUAUGCUGGGUUGCUUAUUGAUUAUUUCAUAGAUUGUAGAUUUGAUGGAUUUAAAGAAUUGAUGAUGAUUUGCAUAAUAGCAAAUUUGCCAAACAUAACACAACUCCACUCCGUCAAAAUUGUAGAAUAUUUUCUUAGUCGUUAUAAUAGCGCACAGCUGUUGGAUCAUCAGAAACUGAAGAUUUUAAACAAAUUAAUCUCUAUUAGUUUAAGGCAUCAGUAUUAUUUGGCAGAUAAACUUGUGGCAGCUGGGAUUGAAUUGAUAAAUGGAAUGGAACCUUCUAAUGAAAUGGCUGUAUUUGUUAGUUACGUGAUUAGGCUGGACAAAUAUCGCAAUGCAGUUAUAUGUAAUGCAGUACAUACAUUACUAGCUGAUUAUAACAUACAUGGGCGCAAUCAUUGUGUUUUGGCUACUAUGGGAUUUGUGGGAAUGCAGUAUUGGGGAAACGAGUGUAUAAUUAAAUGGCUGAAACUUGCUAAUAGCGUGGUCGAUAAUGACUCCGACUUCUACACCUCAAUUCAGCUUCGCCUGUUUGUCAAUACCACAUUAAUAACACUACUUGAAUUAAAACUUAUGGAUGCUAUUGUAAAUAAAGCUAAAACUAUUGAAUUUGGUGUUAGUGAUAACCCAAUAAUUAGAGAAGUUGAGGAAGCAAUUAAUUACUCAACAACAAGAAUUACAAUGCGACCUAAAGUUGACAUUUUAAUUUUAAGCGAAUAG